AUGAAGAAACAAGAAGGCAAGAAGCGUAGAGAGGUCUUGAGGCCAAGCCCGAACGAGGAGGUUAACUUUUAUGCGUUUAUUUAAGCUUAUUUUCAUAACUGUGGUGAUAUUUAAGCUUAAGCUUAAUCUGUUAAGUUGAUUAAGCAUNAAAUAUUUUACAUGCGUUACGUCAUUCAGGUUCAAAAUCAAUUUCACGUUACAAAGGGGUAAGUUGUUUUGGUACAUUAUGUUUGAUGUUUAUGUUGUGAAAUUCGCCCGUCGAUUAGCUUAGAUUAAUGUUUAGAUUAGAAUGAAUGAUCAAAUCGCUGUUUAUAUGAAUCAGUUGCAGUUACCGUUUUUUGUUUUGUCAGGUCCCAUCCAAAGAAGCUAAGGACUCUAUAAAUGAAGAAACAAGAACGCAAGAAGCGUAGAGAGGUCUUGAGGCCAAGCCCGAACGAGGAGGUUAACUUUUAUGCGUUUAUUUAAGCUUAUUUUCAUAACUGUGGUGAUAUUUAAGCUUAAGCUUAAUCUGUUAAGUUGAUUAAGCAUUGCCUAGCUUGUGUCGUAGACGUAAUCUAUUAAAUCUCGGACUAUGGACUUAACCAGAAGUUUUUAUAGUUUUGUCUAUUCAUACCAUUUAUAUUAACCCAAUACCACAGAUUGAUCUGUGGCAUUGGGCUAAUAUAAUGAGCAAUUAAUGAAUGAGGCUGAGUAGGAUAUGAAGAAUUAAGCAGAUUGAGGAGGGUGUUAUCCACCGAGGGUGAAGGCCAAGGUGGAUAACACCCUCUGAGAUCUUCAUAUCCUCUUCAUAUCCUACGAAAGCCGAAUUCAUUGAUUGCUUUAUUAUUCAUUCAAAAUAAUUCCUAGUUUAAAAGCAUAGGUAAAACAUACUUACCUGCAUCGAUGUUAAGUUUAUCUUUGAUAGUAUAUGUUUAGGUUUGUCCAGCUCCACAAAUAUUCACAGGAAAAAAUAACCGAUUCCCAGUUUUGGAUAUUUUAGGGUAUUUAAAGAAUACCCACAAAAAUCCCAAAUUUGGAAGAGUCAGACAAGUCCCAAUCAGGGAACUUGGUUGGGAAUUCCCGGGUUGGGAUUUGUCUCACUUUGCCAAAUUUGGGAUUUUUAUGGGUAUUCUUUAUAUACCCUAAAAUAUCCAAAAAUGGGAAUCUGUUAUUUUUUCCUGUGAUUCUCCAAAUAGCAGAUGUCACCCUCCCAGUUGUCGUCUUGCUGUUUUUGCCAUGUUUUUAGCCAUUAUUUCGCCUAGUUCCGGCUGUAGUUCUUACUCUUGAAACAAGUGAACUGUCUGCUAUUUUAGUUUUCACAACAAAGACAACUCAACCUCGUCUCCAGGUCUUCUUGGUUAAUGGUGCAUUAACCUGUAGAGGGCUGCAUUUUUGACUUCAUUUCCUCAUUAAACACAAAAUUCUUCCAAAUUUUGUCGUCAGUAACUGGUUAUGGUGAAUUAUGCGUGUGCUUUUAGCCAAUCAGAAUUGGGGAAACAUUUUGAAUGAAUAAUAAGUGGUAUUGAUUAAUAUCCGUACACCUUGGUCAAGGACUUACCGCCUUUCCUUCUUACCCUUGAAGAAUUCCACAAAAUAAUUGUAUUCACCUCUGAAGACUUAUAAAAUAUGGGUCUUCCACAGAAGAAUAUGUGUUUACCCCUGAAGAAUUUUGAAAAAGUUGAUUUUUUCCUCGUUCACUGCUGAAGAUUUUGUUAAAAAUCAAAGCUUCACCCCUAAAGAACUCCAUAUUUUUAUUGCUCUACCACUAAAGAAAACCCAAUUUUUAUAACUUACCCCUCAAGAAUGCCAUUGGUCCACAACCAGGGGGAUGCGGGUAUUAAAUGCAAUAGCUCAUUGUCAUUUCAUUUUCUACUUGUUAUUAAGAGAUUAUAAUGAAAGAGAUUUUAUCUUAACAUCUUUGUUACAUCGGUCAUACAUUAUACUCGAUUUAUGGGUGAUUAAAGUUACUUUUUUGAACUUUUUUUUUAAAGGUGAAGUUACUAACUUUUUUCUUUCAUGGAUUUGUAGGCUACUAUACUUCAAAGCGACAAAGAGAAACGCAAGAAGCUUCGUCUUAAACAGGUGAAUCCAAAAGAAUAUUAAGCUCCAUCUGUGAAAUAUCUGUUACAGGUCAAAUUGAUUUCAGGUUAAUUUUGAUUUAACCUAGGUUGAUUUUGUUAACCUAGGUUAUUUAUUAAGUACUGUUAUAUAGUUAUGCAGUAAGCCAUAUUUAUGGCAAUGAUUGGGAGUCAAUAAAAUGUGUUUUGUGAUCAGCUUUUUGCAAUGAGGCAUCUGCUGUGCACCAGAGAUGGAAUUCCUGGGGGUCUUAUAUAGAGAGGCUCUGCCCCCCAGUCCAAUGCCUUACCAUUUUAUAUAUGGUCAGCUUUUGAGAGAAAAGUCCCCCUUUCGUAUAACCUUUUAAUAAACCUUCCACACACCUAUAGUAGUUAGGAAUUUUGCAUUUUUGUUUAACUGCUGUGAAAACACUGUUUUCAAAACAUGAAUAAACCACAAAACCAAAAAUUUUUCAUGACUUUUUUUGCAGCCAUAAAAAGAUCUGCAGUUAGCCUUUUUCAGGGCCUUUCUACAGACCAAAUCGGCUACUCCAAGUUUGAAAAUGAGUCAUACAUUGUAAAACUAUAAAUUAAUAGUGGUGGAUAUAUACUGAGACCCGAAGUGUCAAGAGGUAUAUAUCUAGUGCUGUUCACCGAUCCUGAGGGGGUAGUUGUUUUGGUAUAUUUUACCAAAUCAGUUGGAUUAAAAUAAAAAAAGGUAACUAUUUGUAAAUUAAAAAUGUCACUUAAUAGGAACUUACUUUGUUUACAAUUAUUACUAACAUUUUAGGUUAGUAUCAAGUGCAUUUUUACGAUUUUGUUGCAAAUUCAGCAUGAAAAUAAUCUUCUACCUACCAUUAAACACUGACAGGCCAAAGUUCGUCGCUUUCUUGGUAUUUGUUUGUAUGACUUUUUCGUUAAUCACUCAAAUUUCGUCUAUCAAAAAUGUCUCAAAACGAGACGCCAUCUUGGCUCCGGUCACAAAACAGUGAAUAGCCAAGGAUAUUCUGAGUUCUGAGAGCCAAUCAAAAUGUGCACUGAUUUGUGCACUAUUCACUGAUUUGGUAAAUACUAAAACAAAAUAUGGGAGGAUUUGUAGGUUAAAUGACCUGCUACUUUCCUUGAGAGACCAUCUACUUAAACCCCAAUGACAGCCCUGUGUUAUUCUACAUGUGAGACUGGAAAGGUUUCGAUAUGAGAUGGGAGCUCUUUUAUCAACAGAGUAGAGUUACACCUACCAGUAUUGUACCAUUAUAUAUUUUAGAUUUAAGCAAUAGAAAACGUUUUCGGUGUUUGCAUAGCCUCAUAUAAACACAAGAGGGUGUUGGGAAAGAAAUUGAGAAUUUUCCCAACCCUUCGAGUGUUUAUAUCAGGCUAAUGCUAUGCAUACACAAUAAAAAAGUUUUCUAUUGCUUUUAUGAAAUACCUUUCCAGAGAAAAGAAAGCAAAACUCUGUUAAAAGAGAAAUUCUUACCAACCAGGUUGAAGUGUUGUACAUGCAAUUUUGUUCACAUAAUCCGUUCUUGCUUUGCAAAAAAGGUGCUUUCCAAAAUACAGAUUUUUGUGGCUUAAAAUGUUAACAUAAGCCAAAAAAUUGACACAGCAUGUUUGUAAAGAUUUUCCAAGUCUCAACCAACAAAAAAAAUUGGUAUAAAAGUAAACUUUUAGAUUUUUCAGCUCAAUAUCUUUUUAAAAUUUUUGUUUACAUGAUUAGCUAGCACAAAGGACUAAACAUCUUGAUGUCAACUGUGCUUACAUACUCUUAUGCAAACACUCCUCUUGGCCAAUCAGAGUGUAGCACUCUCUUAGUUAUUUUGUAAAUAAAGAUAACUUCUCCAUUGAAAUAUAUGUUCAUAUGUAGGUCAGAGAGCAGGAGAAAGCUUUUUCUCGAAAGUUGCUGGAAGAUGUGAGGAAAAGAAAAACUGUUGAAACAAAACACCUUGCUUCCCACCUCAAGGUAUUUUUUUUAUCCAUAUUUGUGUUUGUAGCAAAUAUUUAUUAUUAUAUUGCAUUAUUGACCUAGUGUGAGACCAAGACGGCAGGAUAUUGGCCAACUACUUUUUUUUUGUAAGAAAGAAUGAGGCCAAUAUACAGCCAUCUUAACUGAGCAUGCUUAUGGUCAAUAAGGGAUUUGUUAUAUGGCCAAAAAGAGAACUUUUAAUUACAGGACUAACACAGGAAAUUCUGACUGGGCAAGAUGAGCCCAUCUUGCCCACUCAGUCUCAGGUAGCCAAUCUAUCAUAAUGCAGGAUUUACUUCAUCUUGCAGGGCUCCACGUUGCGACUGAUAUUAACACCAAUGCGACUAACAUUUUCUCCUUGGUGACUAAACAUUCUGGUUUAGUUGCCACUUUGGCGACCAGAUUUCUCUGUGUUUUAGAUUUAAAUUAAAAGAGUAAAGUUAAAACAAACAUUUCAUCUUAUCUUGCUUUGCUUUUGUCAUAAAAAAUGUGCUUAAUUGCUUUAUAAACAAAGCUAGUUUAACUCAAAAUUCAUACCGACUUCUGUCUGUGAUAUUUUUAAACAAUCAAAUCUGAUGGAUCGGCCAUACUGUGUGCUGCGUCAUUUACAUUGUACAAAGUGGCGACUAAAAAUUUGCAUCUGGGGACUAUAUUUCUCCAGUUGGUAGCCAAAAGGUGACCUGAGGAUUUUUCUUAAUUUUGAGCCCUGUCUUGCCUGCUGAUGGAUUCAGCUACACUGUAUAUAGUAAUGAUUGUUAUUGGUGUGUAUUUUUAUUACUGCAUUUUACUCGUGGAUCUAUAGGCUGCAUCUGCAUUGUAGUAUGCAUUGUAGCAUCUGUCUUGCCUGCUGAUGGAUUCAGCUACACUGUAUAUAGUAACGAUUGUUAUUUGUCUGCAUUGUAGGUUGUAUCCCAAACUUUCAAAUUGUUUUGGUGGAACAAAAUGAUUAGUGAACCAGGGUUGUCAUCAAGAGUCGGGGGCCGGGGAUUUUCCGCGGCCACUAGGAGAGUGGCCCCUGGCUACUUUUAUUGGAAAAUAGAAGAAAAAUAGAACCAAAAGAAAUCCCUAGCCGUUUGAUUCCCCGCCUACUUGUUGUAUUUACCUGGCAACUUGAAAUCUUACUGACAACCCUGGUAAACUGAAAUCAGUGGUUGAGUAGUUCCUCAUAAUGAAAUCCAAAACUUCCAGCUUCUGAAACUAUAUUAAGAGGAAUAGGUACAAAUUUUUGGAUCGUUUUGGUGGACAAGGAUUAGUUAAUAGUGAUUGCAGUGACUUUGUUACAAAUAGUUAUGGUGAGUCCUGGGAAUGUUAAAAUAUUUACUUAAUUAUUGUUUGGAAUGUUGUGUAAAGCACCUAGAGCAGGACCAGAUAGGUGCUAUCAAAUUUUAAUUAUUAUAAUUAUUUAUUAUUUUUUGCUGAUUGCUCGUUAUCAUUAUCUCUCUAUUUGAUUUCUGCAGAGCCAAUGGGAGAAUGGGCAAAAUUUGAAACGGUCACUGCUUGAAAGAAAAUAUCAAGAAAACCUUGCUGAAAUUGGAUUAGCCCAUCAAACAGCCUCUGAGGUAAACAUUUAUCAUAAAAAGUCAUUGCAGCUUUUAUUGCUUCUGCAUGCCUAGGAGUAUUGCUACUUCCCCCUGAACGGGAUGCUAGUCCAUUGCAGGGUUACCCCCAGCAGUAUGUCACCGAUACCCAUUUAUACACUUAGGUGAAGAGAGACAAAGUGGAGUAGGGUUCCUUGUCUAAGGGAACAACAUGACGGGCAAGGCUUGAACCCUGGACCUCCAGAUCCAGAGUUCAAGGUGUCGACCACUCGGCCACACACGCUUCCGAGAACUAUAGAGACAAGGCUUAAAACAAUCACAGUGUAUGAAAACAAAUUUUACCCUCAUGGAAUAUUACACAUUUUCGUUUGGUUUAAACUCAAAUUGCUGGUUAUUAGCUACUGUACCUGCCUGGGUAAGAUAUGUCUUUUUCUGAAAGGAAAGUUAUACAAAUUGUUUUUGUUGUGAAAUUUGCCUUUCCUGUGUGUAUAAUAAUAAUACAAUAAUAUAUUUUUUACAGGACCAAACUAGUUAUACCAAACCAGAGUUAAGUGAAGAAGAGAAACAUAGGUAAACUUAGAGGAAUGAAAACUUUGUUUUAUAACUUUAACCCUAAACUUAUCGAAUUUUAAAUUUUGUUUGUAUUUAAGUGCAGCUAAAGAUGGUGCCUGCAAUUGCUAGCAUUAUCUUUCAUCUGAGAUUUUUACUGGCAUGCUCCAACAGCUUAGUAACCAGUCUGUAGAUAGGGACUUUUGGGAAUUUACAUUUUCUCUUUUUCAGUUUUGAGGUCAAAUAUUUUGUUUGCAGUGCUUUAUGUACAUUGUUCUUGUUCAUGAAUUCUGCUCCCCACCCAGCCCUCCCUUUAUGGAGUGUAAUUCUAUGUUACGGGUCAAAUUUUCAGAUUAAGAUUUUUGGCUGGAUUGUAGAAUACCCAGCCCAUUAAAAAAAAUAUUUUAUUUUUUUUUAAACCUAGGUUGAUUUUCAAUUUCCUUUGUCUCUUGUAGCUCUAGUUAUUCAUGAAUUAGGGCUAGCAGGCAAAGGAAAUUGGGAAUCAACCUGGUUAAAAAAUUUUAACCUGAAUUUAAUUUUUAUGUGUAACAUAAAGUAGGUAUGCUGGAUCCUUAUACCUUUCUGGUAAACUGCCCACCUACCCCUCCCCUAAGCCAACAUCAACACUUACUUCUCACUUAGGGCAAAAUGUGGGCUUAGGGGAGUGGUAGGAAGGCAGUUUCCCAGAAACAUAUAAUGAUCUGGUAUGCGGAUCAUUAUCCCUUUCUUGGGAAACUGCCCACCUACCCCUCCCCAAAGCCAACAUCAACACUUACUUCUCACUUAGGGCAAAAUGUGGGCUUAGGGGAGGGGUGGGAAGGAUGCUUAGGUUCCAUUGGCUGCUAGCCACGUGACAGUGGAUUGCCACUUAAGUGAACAUUAUUUGCACGAUUAUGCUCUGCAAUUCUUUGCACUUCUUGGUUCCACCAGUAUCUCUGGCACCUUCUCCCAUGCUUAUAUCUUUGUUGACAAGUUUACCUAGCGUCUAAAAUAGACCAUCUGUUGGCAAUCUUUUUCAGAGCAUCAGAAAGAUACAAGAAAGCACUGGAACAGGUACUGAUUAGUGUGUUCGUAAUAGGGGGAGAUUAUUUCAGUCAAACACGACCUUAUCCUUUUUUGUCGGAAAUUUAGCUGCUCCCGUUAUUCAAUCUUAGGAUGUAGGCAGUGAUUUUGCUAUAAAUAGUUAUCGUGAGUUCUGGGACCCAUCUUGUGAAUAAUCAUUAGUCACUGUCCAUAACCAAUGAGUCCCAAUUAAAAAAAGCAAGGAGUUCUAAAUUAAAAAUGCUUGGGUCUUUAUGUAACCAGACUGUUACUGGUAAUCUUCAGUCAGAUGCAAAAACUCUUUAUUUAUAUUACGGUUUAUUGAAAUUAAAAUGUAGUCCUUCUAUAUAUUUAAAGCACAAAAAGGACUAAAAUAAAUAUGCAUCUUUAAAAAACAGCCACAGAAAUCACACAAACAGGAUUACUGCCAAUAAAUCUUCAAAUCGAUCGAUCGUUCUUUGCAUCCUACAGGACGCAUGCCAUGAAUUAUUUUGCGUCUUUGUGAAUUUUUAUGCGUCGGGAUCUGGGACACAGGAUGCAUCAAGCAAAAUCCAAGGCUGUGCUCUAGCAGAGCCCGGUGGCCCCUGCUUUUACUCCUGGGUGACUAGAAAAUCAUAGAUUUUUCAUACAAAUCAUAUGUUGGGCUCCCUGGGCUUCACAGGUUUAGGGCACUGGGCUCCCUUCAAUUUUUCUUAGAGCACAGCCUUGAAAUCACUGUGCGAGUAAUAGGGAGUUGUCCUUUAGGAGAGAGCUGACUGCGUUUACAAGGAACUUAAAUUGGCAGAGCUAUCAUUAAGUGCCAGUGACAGGGGAAUUUCUCACCUAUGCUUCUUAAAAAAUGAAAGAAAAAUAGAACCAAAAGAAUUCCCCAGCUGCUUGAUUCAAGACUUUUAGAAAAAAAAAAAUUACAUUUAGUUUCUUUUAUGGUUUAGCUUAUGUAUGACAGGGCCGAGAGCACACAGUCAGAGAGAGAACGUGCUGAAGCCAGGUAAUUUUAAUUACUAAGAACUAACAACCACAUUUUCAGAAUAUUAUUGUUUUUAGAUAUUCAGUGAAAUAUCCCAGUUUUUUUAGACAUCCACGUUUAAAAAUAGCUAGGUGAACUAGUAACUAGCAACUUCACACUGUGCCAGACUUGUUGCAUGAACAUUAAUUUUGUUGUGAAUCUUUUUUAAUUCGAGGGGGAAAGUAGGUUUCUUCAGCUUGUACUGUCAUUUGAUAAGUAGCUCUCUUGUUUUUCUAUUCGAUGUGUGGGCAUUCACUUGAAUGGAAGCUCAAAUUCUAAAUCUUUUCUAAUCUUAUUCUGAUUAUUAAAACAGACAGAAGUUAUUUGGAAUAGUGCUGUGGGGAUUUUUACAUGGAUUUGUAAUGUUUUUUUAAUGUAGACAACAAGCCUUGGAGACAGAGCGCUCACGUGCAGCUAAAAUUGCUGCCCUUCCACCACCUAAGGACCCUAUUGCGGUAAGAAUCCUCUUUUGAUUGCUGGGUGUAACCCUUUAAUCCCCAGUAUUCACAUACAAAUUCUCCAUACUCAUUUCCAUACCAGGGUUGUCAGAAAGUUUUGAAGUAGACGGCUGAGUUGUCAAAGUAAGCGGCCAGUCCAGGGAUAUUCUAUUUGAAAAACACCAUGCGUAAAGAAAUGCCAAGCACAGUAGCCGGCCGUCACUAACCAAGUAGGUGACAAUUUUCGCCGACAGCCAGCUACUUUUGACAACCCUGUAUACAUUUCGUUGAAAAACUAUUUGAGAUAAUUUUUUUUUAGAUUGAAACAUUUUCACUCAGGUGAUCAUUUUAUAAAUUCUCAUAACUUUUUUCAUGAUAAUGUAUUAAUAUUGUUAAGGGAAAAUUGAUGUUGGUCAGUCUUGAAACUGAAAGAGUUACUUGCAUAUGCAGGAGUUAUAUGUGUGACUGAAGGUGUUAGGGUUAAGGAUAGAAAGUUACAGGAACUUUAGUCACAUUUGAACACGUGCACAGGCAUCCCAAACUCAAUUUGUGAGCGCAUCAAGACAAGUAAUGGCAAAAAAUUUUAAAAAAUAUCCAGUAUUAAAAAAGUUACUAAAUGCCAUUAUAAGGAUGACAAAAUAAUAUUUCAGUGGCUCUGCUUCAUCUUUUUAUCAAUUUAAUAAUAUUUUGCUCAUUUUAUUUCUCUUUAAAGGACCUCUAUCUGAGGAAAGGUACUGUUCAAACUUUAAUGUGCUAUGUACUGUAAUAUGUACUCUUUUGACUGAUGUUUGUAGUAAAAGUUUCUUUUUAAACAUAAGAAAUUUAGUCUACUAGUAACUGUUAAUAUUGAUAGUGAUUGAUUACUCUGACAUAUGGUUUUGUGCUUAAGUAGGCCAGAAGACUUGUGAGCAGAAUGUCGACAGCUUCAGUACCACACGGUUCCAUUUGCAUCCCUCUGUGCAUGUGGAGCGGGAUUUGGAUCCAAAUCAGGUAACUUCAAUAAGGGUCUAUAAUUGGUUUUUUGAGAUCCAGGGAUUUGAUGACUGGAAUUUGAGAUUAUGGAGAGAAAGAGGAGAAUGUUGGUAGUGUUUAUGAAUGGUGUACUUAGCAAUGUCGCAAUUUUUUGAUCCAUGAAAUUGAGAAUGUCAAAAGAAGCAAAAGCCAUGAGAAAAGUGGCCUGCAAUAUUCUUAAGAUAAUGCCACUCAGUAGUAGUAAAAAAGCUGGUAUUUUAAUCUGACUUGUAGCUUUUGAAAGCCUGGUUUUAAUAGCCAAGUUUUGGCAAGUUUGCUUGACAAUGUUUAUUUUUUUUAUUGUAAUGUCAAGUUGAUUUAAUUCAUAGUCAUAAUAUACACUGUAGUAAAUGGGAUUGAUGUGAUUGCAAAUGCUUACCUGUACAUGCAGUUUAAUAUUAUUAAUGAGCAAGGGAUGGCGUAGUAGUGAGAGCGCUCGCCUCCCAUCAGUGUGGCCCAGGUUCAAAUCCCCGCAUCGAUGCCAUAUGUGGGUUGAGUUUGUUGUUGGUUCUCUCCUUUGCUCUGAGAGGUUUUUCUCUGGGGACUCCAGUUUUCCCUUCUCCUCAAAAACCAACAUUUUGAAAUUCCAAUUAGAUCAGGAAUCGGGUAGAUGAAGAACGACUUUGUGGAUGUGCUACCUCCAAAUUAUUAUUAUUAUUAUUAAUUUUAUUGCAGAAAGAUGCUGGGCAAGUUGCUUUAGAUGAGGAAGAAAGGUUACGAAUGCUUUUAGAGGUUUGUGCUUCUCUUUUAUUCAGAAAUCCUUUAUGGCAAGUUAAAAAUUCUUUAGAACCAUGGUGAUUUUUUAUUCAGGUUUAUUCUAAUUGGGACAGCACCGUAGAGCUUGAUAGCUAAAUAGGGUACUGCUACUUGACAUGAAAAUUUAAGGGAUUGUGGUGUAUUUCUGGCUUUUUUCUUGGAAAUCCCACUAAUCACUGGACCUGGAAAGCUGCAUGUAAAUGUGUUUACCCUCAACAUUAAAGUCAUAAUAAAUUAUAUUCUUGUAUUAUUUAUAAUAAUUAGUAAGACCAAAACAUUAACAACUAACAAAAUGAAGAAGAUUAAUUUGUGAGCUAAGACCUGCACUACAAUUUCUCAGAUUUGAUUCUAAAAUAAUUUUAUGGCUUUGGGCUUGUAAAGUUUCUGAGACUUAAAUGGCCUCUGGCCCUAGUUUUCUGAGGCCAUUCCAAGCUAAGAUUUAUCACAAGACGUAGUAUAAAUGCAUUUCACAAAAUAAAUGCGGGGAGGAGACCAAACGGAUGUCAUUGUUAUGGACUUUAGCAAGGCAUUUGACAGGGUUCCACACAAUGGCUUGCUAUACAAAUUGUUUAAGUGUGGCGUUGAUGACAUUACAUUGCAGUGGUAGAAAGUUUUCUUGAGAAAAGAAGACAAAGUGUAGUUCAAGAAGGAGAGCAUUCGCAUUCAGUUCCAGUAACAUCAGGUGUACCCCAAGGAUUAAUGCUGGAGCCAUUAAUGUUUCUUAUUUUUAUUAAUGAUCUCCCAUCCUAUGUUAAGUCAAGGUUCUGUCUUUUUGCUGAUGACACUGUCAUUUACCUUACAAUUAAAUCUGAGAGCGAUUGCCGACAGUUAUAAGAUGAUCUUCUUGAAGGUUGGAAAAAUGGGAAUCUGACUGGUGUAUGGAAUUUAAUCCAAGCAAGUGCAACAUUGUACGAGUAACACGAAGACAUACACCUUUCAAAUUUCAGUACAAACUUCAUGGCAAGGUCCUAGAAACUGUUGAUACUACUAAAUAUUUAGGGAUCAGCCUCUCGCAUGAUUUACACCAGAAUAAUCAUGUAAAUGACAUUACCACCAGAGCAAACAAGACUCUGAACUUUCUACGUUGCAAUCUCUACACUUGUUCAGCCAAAUCCAAAGAACGAGCAUACAAAGCCCUUGUGAGACUGAUUGUUGAAUACAGUGCCAAACCGCAUAUGUAUUUCGAAGGUGUUCCAAUGAUAAUAAUUAUCAUUAGGACAGCUUUGGGUUAGUUCAAAGGGGACAGACGGAAAUUGUCGUUGCUUGAAAUGUCUAAUAUUUAUCGUAAAUGUUCAUGAGUAGGGUGCCGAAAAUGUGUACAAUUCCGCAAUUGGUUUCGACUCCAUUUAAAUCCUAUACCAAUUGAACAUUUAAGAAGGAGCCACCCACAAUGUGAGCACCAAUAACACAAAUACCUUCUAGGAUUUAUUUCUUGUUUACUCUGAAAAAUACUAAAAAUAAUAGUUAUUGUACAUGUGUUUACAAUUUCCUUGAGGAUCUUACCAAAAUGAACAGAACUUUUGUAAUUUUAGAUAGAAUUUCAGCUCAAUUCUAUUGACUGUUUGCAGGAUGCUCAACGAAAUAAAGUGGAACAAACUGAGAAGGCUCGACUGCGACACAAACAUGCAUUGGAAAUGUUACAACUGGAGGAAGUAAGAAUUUUAUUAGUGUUUGGCAUUUUUUGCUAGUAGGGCAGCGUGCAAAGAAAGUAGUGUCUGAUAACUUGCCUGGACCAGUGGAUUUUGCUAUCGGGUUUGUGAAUUCUGUUCUUAACUUGCCCGACUGAAGGGCAACUGUGAAUUUUUUUGAGGAAUUCAAAUUACAUAAAAACUUUGUAAUCAAUCCUGCUCAUCAAAAAGCUUUGGGGCUAGUUGAAAUGGAUUUUGGGCUAGUUUAUGCUUGCUAUAGUUUGCCUGAAUGGCAUUAGCUGUAAAACUGAUUUUCUUCGCACCCUGGAAGGAUACUUAUUAUAUUCUACAACAGUGUGCAUUAAGUCUGCUUUUUGUAGUUCACCCUUUUUAUGUGGCUGGUUACCCUGUUGUCCAUCUUUGUUAUCAGCACAAUUUGGGUAACCUGUGUCUUUAAAGUUUUACUCUUGGCUUACAGCUACUUUUGUUUUCUUUUAUGGUUGCCAAAUUGCCUUUUAGUUUACAAAAUAGUUUUAUUUAUGAAGCUACAAGAAUGCUUAUGGUAAAAAAUGAAACUUGCACAUGCCUUCUACCACCUUAUUCUGAAAUGAUUCAAUAGUUUAAAAUAAUUGUGUAAAAUUAAGUUAUUUAUUUUUGUAACAAACUUAUAAACAGGAUCACAAGAAACUGAUGGAAGAGCUUGGGCAACUGGAAAGACAUGACCGUCAAAGACGACAAGAAGCUGUUGCUAAAAUCCCAGUAAGGGUUCUUUUCUCAUCCUCUCAGCUCAAGGUGUCUUUUCUAAGACAUCCUGUACUGUCAAUGUUCUCAUUAUGGACACAUCUAUAAGAUGUCUAAUGUUGCAGAUUGAGUCAAUGUUCUCAUUAUGGACACCUCUAUAAGAUGUCUAAUGUUGCAGAUUGAAAUUAAAUUCAAGAUAAAAUUUUUUUAUCCUACAGUACUGCUCAAAAGUAAGUUGAUAGUUUCAAUUUAAUCCUUGAAAAUCAAUUCUUGAGUCCGGAAACUCAAAUGAAUGGAGUUUGCGAGAGAUUCUAGGUUUAAGAAUCAAGGCUCGAGUAUUUAGAAACCAGCAUUUUGAACUGCAAUAUUUGUCACUCAAACGGAUUUCAAGAAAACAAUUUACUUCCCAAGCAAUAGAAAAUAUUCCAUUUGCAGAUUCUCUUCAGUGGUUCGCAGCAUUUGUCAGUGCUUACAUUUACAAUUUAAACAAAGCAAAGUUUUCUUUGGCAAUAAAAAAAGAGUAAUGAAAGAUUUUUAUCUUGAAUUAAUUUUUGCAAAAUUGACUGGUUUUUUUUGUAUAAAGUCUUUUCUUUUGAAUGAAAAAAAAGUAAAUGAUACAUGAUAUCAAUUUCCUUUGUUGCCUAGCCUGGCGGAGUUGUCUGCAGUUAUACUCUAAUAAAUAUUUGUAAGUUUACUUUAAUAUCUCCUUAUUUUCCUGGAAGCUUUGUAUUCUGGUCUCAUUCAAAUUCUUUGUCCUUGUUAUGGCCCAUGUGUUCCUACACAGCUUUUUUAAACAACAAUCAUAAUUCCAAACUGUAGGUUUAACAAAUAGAGAACAAUAAAAUUUAUCUGCGUAGUCUAUACUCUCAUAGACUUUAGCUCUUGACCAACUAGAGCUGAGACGUUGCAGUUAUUUUAAAGUACAGAUUAAGCUCUUGUAAAUUUUCUUUGAAUUUAUGGCUUCAGAUAGUUGUGCAUUUUGCAUUUGGGCCAUAAAUUUGAGAGAAAAAAACACUCAGCCUGUAACCACCUUGAUUUUUGUGCCAGUUAGUAGUAUUUGUAUAGGUAAUAGCAUGAUUUGUAGUGAUAUUUGGCAUAAACACCACAAGUGAUAUUUCGAAUUAUACGUAAUUUCACGAGCCAAAUAUUAGGCAAGUGAAAUUUGAAACAAUUUUGAAAUAUCACAAGUGGUAUUUAUGCCAAAUCUGACGUACAAAUCAUGCUAGUAUAUGUUUAUACUACUACCCGCACAAGGUUUGUAAUUUUCACAUGUACUGUAUUUCAAAUUAAGCUGAAAUAUCACUGCUCUAAGCCAAUCAAAUUGCAGAAAUUUCUCAUGCGGUAGUAUAAAAGUUUGUUAUUGAUUGCUUGUGUUAGGUACGCAUCUUUCAGCCACCUCACAAACGUUUGGAAGAUGCAGAAGACCGACAGAGAGACUUAGAACAAGCGUUUGAAGACAUGUAUAUGAUGCAGACAGGUUAGAAUUCAGUUUUCACUUGAUCCCAGUAAAUUUGCUUUUUGUUUGGCUGUGUUUGGCUUCACUUAUUUAUUUUGAAUAAGACCAUCUGGUUAUCUUCAAAAUUAUUUGGUAGCAUAAAAUACGUACUGUAAUAUUAUAGACUAUGAUAAGUUUGGCUUGGAAUUGGUAAAAAAAAAUUUAAAACAUCCAAAUGAAUAAGCAGCACCUAUCCAUUAAGCCUUGGUACUUUUUUGUAAAAAGCAGCCAAAAGUUAGACUUGAGGUGGAUUUCCACACUGUCUUGUAAUUUUUACUUGUGUAUACUCGUCAGUAGAGGAAAUGUAUGAGAGGUUGGGCGUACAAGUUGAAACUCGAUCAGGUUUACGUUUGAUACAUUGCUUCUAUUUUAUUUAUACACAUAAAAGUGAUGUGGGUACGCAAAAAAAAAAUGCAAUGGUGGACAUCGACCUUUAAGCCCUUUAUUGUGCUUGGUCCUUAAACAAUAUUAUUAAUAAAGCUUCAGUGAAGGACAGCUGUAUAAAUAAGUUGUACACAAUAGAGUAAAUGUAUGAGAGGUCAGGCAUACAUGUUAAAGUUGAAGUUCAAUCAGGUUUACGUUUGAUACAUUGCCUCUAUUUUAUUUAUGCGCAUAAAAGUUAUGUGGGUACGUAAAAAAAAAUGCAAUGGUGGACAUCGACCUUUAGUCCCUUUAUUCUGCUUGGUCCUUAAACAAUAUUAUUAAUAAAGCUUCAGUGAAGUACAACUGUAUACAUUAGUGGUUCACAUUAGUGAUUAGCCUGUGAGUACAGCCAUUUCUCCUAGCUCCUCGCCACCAGGGACGUUUCGCCAGGAGGAACAUCUGCAACUCAGCAACAGAAAUUCCAUACUGACUUUUGGAAAGCCUCCUGAGUGUAUGAAUUCUCUGUCUGCAGGUUACACAGGUGAUUUGACUNUUUCGCCAGGAGGAACAUCUGCAACUCAGCAACAGAAAUUCCAUACUGACUUUUGGAAAGCCUCCUGAGUGUAUGAAUUCUCUGUCUGCAGGUUACACAGGUGAUUUGACUGUUGCUCUUGAGCCCCCUGAGAAUUUGAUGACAGCAGUAUCAGAAGACAGUGCUACCUCAGGUAGUUAUUAUGAUCGUUUAGUCAGACUGGUUUUCUUCUAGUUAGUUGCAAUAAUAACAGUUACUGAUUAAGAGUCUUCAUAGCCAAUGACAUCACGGCUUAACUGACAGACGACCAAUAACAUCGCGAUGUAAUUGACCAAUCAGAUUUAUAACCAGAGUAUAAUACCAUCAACUGACGGGAUACAACUCACUUUGACUCUGAAGAUGACUACCGCACAGGUUGUCGAAACGUCAGUCACUGUCAACAACAACAGUCCUAUUCAGGACUACGUUCUCCCGAACAAUCAAACUCAACCUACUUUUGUAAUGACUCAUGGGUUCAAACCUUUGAUAACAACAACGACUUGUUUGUUUCUAAAAUGUACAUAAGCCUGGGAGCUCAGACGUACUGUAAAUCCGCUAUUAAACCUCUUCUCAAAUAAGCCCUCCUCUCUUUUAAGCCUCCCGCCACUCCUCCCUCUUUUUAUUUUUCCCUUCACUGUAUUAAUCAAACACGACUAUAAAACGUCAUAUGGAUUGAGGAUGGUUUUUUCCCCAACUGGCAGCUCAGAUUUGUUAAUGAUCCUUGGCUGCAAUUUGACCUCCAACUUCUUGUACUUGAGCUUUUCCACUUCGUAUUCUAGUUCUUUUGGCAGAACUGAUACCAUCAUCUUUGCUAAAUUAAAUACCACCCCCUACCCCCACCCCCAGGAGGGGUAUGAUAGAGGAUUUAUGGUAUUUCAGUAGGGUUAUGCAAGAGGCUCAAAAGGCUCCCUUUGUCAGGAUUCUUUUUGCAUGCAUUCCUUUGAGCCACUUAAGACUUAAAGUACACAUUUGUAAGAAAUUGUUCAAAUAAUCCAAUCGGACAAUGUAGUAAUAUUGCUCUUUUUUUUAAAAUGCAGCCUCAGAUAUUGAUAGAAGGUCUGUGGAAUCUGACGAGGCUAGAGGGGUAUGUCUAUUUUCUACGUUCAAACCACCACAUAUAUUACCAUCAUAAAAAUGUUAAAAAUACUUUCAGGAAAUAAAAUUAUCAGCUGUAGCACCGUGGGCUUAUGUGCGUAUUUGGACGUUACGCUCCUGGCCCUCAUUUCACGCACAUAACUUUCUAAAUCAAUCAUUACACCUUGGAGAUUAAUAAUAAAAAUAAUAAUGAAUUCAGGAGUAACAGUUCAGUUAACUGUAAUAACAGGCCCCAUCUGCUGUUCGUCAAGGGAGGAGACAAGAAAGUGGUGGGCAUAGGAGUGAACCAGAAAAGGAGCCUGAAGAAGCGCUCCCUCGAGACAAUGUCCCGAAAGCUCAGACUGAAGGUACUAGGUAUAAAUAGGUGUAUAACGCUGUAUUAAAAAAGUAGGAUUCUCAAACUCUGAAUGGAUUGUUACAAUCUGAUAGCAUGCUGUGGUAUUUUGACAUGGCAGUUAAAACUGACUUGUUUUAUUUAAUUUGGUAUGACACUGUCCUUGAGUGAAUUGGAAAAUAACCCGGUCAUCAAGUGUUUUAUAAUGUGGUGUCUGCCAGUUGCGUGACCAAAUUUUAUCCAAGCUCAUGUGUGUCGUAAUCUGUACAGGCCCUGGAAUGAUCCCAGCCCCCGAAAUGAUCCCAGCCCCCGAAAUGAUCCCCAGCCCUGGAAUGGUCCCCUAAUGGGAUUAGUAAAUUCAUUUUGCAGCUUCUAAAAUCCCUAGCUUCAGUAGUCAUUCCAAGAAUGACCCAGGGAUCAUUUCUUCAUCGGGGCGGACGAAAAAGGAGAUCAAAACGAUGUUGGGAUCAUACCUUGUUUAGUUUAUGUGUUUUGGAGCCACAAAUAUCAAUUUUAGUUAUUGCAUAAACCUGUCUAGUUUAAAGCAGUUUAAUGGUGAACCAGCAGCAUAUUUCAUGAUUUAAAAUAAGGUGUAGAAGUUAACUAAGCUAGUCCUGAGACGAGGUGGCACUUAGAUGGUGUGACCAUCGUUGACCCUAUCUACUUGAAGUGCCUGAUGCGACAGAGGGCUGACCUUGUCAUUGAAAUUUCUUGAUCUGCAGAUCCGUUGAGACGUUUGCUACAGAGGAUUGAGAGGCAGCGUUACCAGUGGAAAAGAAGACAGCUGAUAGAAGAACCUCAACCAACAGCAGCUGCAUCCACAGGUAAAUUAUUUGAGCGAAUUUCAUUUAAAAGGGGUAUAGAGUGACUCUGCCAUAGCCACACCCCGUGAAUGUGACCAUCCCCCUUAUCACAAGCACUUUUUUUGUGUUUCGAAAUUUUACCUCUUUACUAUGACUAGUUGAAUUUUUUAUGAGAAUAAAUAAAUAAAAAAACAGUAAAGCUUUUUUCGAAGCUGUUCUAAGUACGUUAAGGUCCGCUUUAGAGGUAUUUGUGAUAUCCAACAGAUUGAUAGCCAGAAUUAAACUUUAUUUGUCAUCACAUACUUCCGAAAUGUAAAGAUAUGUAUAUAUAUUUCUGUAUCACAAAGCGCCACUAUUUUGUUAAUUUGACCAGUUUUUUACGACCCAAUCAGUUUCCUUUGAAUGCUGAAUAACCAAUGAAAAUGGGAUAGCGUCCCCAAAACAUUCUAAUGAUACAAUUCGACACAAUACAAACCCGUUCCCUAGCAAAACCUACUGAAACCUACAGAUAUGUUAGAUGUGUCAAGCAGAUAAUUCAGAAAUUUAAAACUUGAGUGCGAUUUGCAUAGCUUUACUAAAGUACCCGUAAAUUUUCUAUUAUGCUCGGGGGGUGGGGCAGGGGGGCUGCGGCUUUUCAAGCACGUUUGUUUGUGUCCUUUGCGUCCUACUUUUCUACUAUUUUGUUCCAUACCCUAUUUUCAGAUGAUCUAUUAAGUCUUGCCUAUAGGAGGAAAAGGAAAUUAUUAGUUUUAUUUCAUCUUGCAGAUAUUCCUCGCACUUUGCCUUCAACAAAGCCUUCAUCAGAAGAGCAAGGAUACAGGUAGAUCAUAUAUUUUCAGAUGAAUGUUUUCUAUUAAAGGGUUCUUUUAUCAUAACGUGGCUGUUGAACCUCUAUAAUUGGUUUUAUGGAUUCGCUGUUAGUUUACUGACAUUGCGAGAAACAAGGUCAAACUUGAAUUACACAGUCAAUAGCUCAAGUCCCGAUUUUCCACCUCCUUUAAAAAUAAUCCUGCUUUUACCUUCUUACAUUUGCAAAAGAGUUCCAGAAACCAUUCCUUUCUCCACCUCUCCUGAAAGCCUGGCAGAAGCGGAAUUAUCUGGCGAGGAAGCAGAUGGCAGAGAGCAUGCUGUCGAUGCGGCAGAUGAACCACGCCCUGAGGACAUGCUCGGACCUGUCGUCAGUGACGCACCCCACCCGCCUAUGGACGGCAUUAGGACGCUUCUCCAUCCCCUGGAAGCUGCCCAGAGGUCGCGCACUACUACGCCCUCGGAAAGAGCAGUAUGUAUCUCUUAGAGAGGGGAGGGGAGGGUGAGAUAUGUCACCGUUUGAGCAGGUUUCCGCAAGUUGUUAGUUUUGAAAGGAAUGAUUUCUCAUCGAUCCUCCUAAUUUAUUUUAUCUUAUUUAUUAAUUUAUUUACUCCACCACUUCGUAAGUAGGAUCACAGCAUGACGUGCGGAUGAGAUAAAAUUCAUAGUACCAUAAUUACAAACACUUUCACAAAUAAUGGUAACAGGACUGAGUGGAUUCCAAUUCGGUCUGUAAUCAUACGAGUGAUAAACAAAAUUGGACAACUGCGUAGCUGGAGGCUGAUUUGUUUAAAUUGGACGACACGAAGUUCUGUCACUUAUAAUAAUUAUAACUAUAACAAAAUUUGUGAUAUUUUAGUUUUUUUUUCUAGUUAAAGGUACGGAAACUUUGAAACGGACAACAAGAAACGUGCAACUUGUCUUGCAACAUUGCUGCAAAUGGAGUUGAAUAGCAAUGUUGCGCGUUUUACCACUCACAUCAAACCUGUCUUACAACAAAUCAGGUUGUUAACAGGUUUGAUGUGGGUGGUAAAACGCGCAACAUCGCUAUUCAACUCGUUUUGCAGCAAUGUUGCAAGACAAGUUGCAGAUUUUUUGUUGCCCGUUUUUCCGUACCUUAAAACACAAGAAAUUCCGAGAGUUUUCUUGCUAGCAGUGAAAAAAUAAAGCCAUUUGAGCAUGCGCGUGCAUGUAAUGGCACGUACUUAGGCAUGACGCGUACUGCCCUAUUAGUUCUGAAAUCAGGAAGGUUGAUAGCCAAUCAGAUUUGAGAAUUUUGUUAUAGUUAUCAUUAAAUAGGUGAUAUAGGAUGGUCAAAACAGUGAGUGGUGAGGAGACCUCAGAACGGCAAAAGCUUGUACAAAAAGGUCUUACUUAAUGCGAUCUUAAACAUCAUUCUAGAUUAUAGACAAACUUUGCCAAUAGAUGUGUCACAAAGCAUGUGAAAGGCUUGUUUGUUUAUUCGAUAAAUUUGUUCACAGGUUACCCAUCAGGAGGCGCUUCUUGAGCAACAAAAACUCAAGUUAAAACUGCAGCAGCAAACCCUCCUGCAGCAACAACUGGAACAACAAAUUCAGGACUAUCAACGGCAGCUAGCUGAUAUAUAUGGAACAACUGGGGCACCAGCAGGACCCUUACCGUCACGGACUCUCCGGGCCCCUGAUGAGCAUAUGCCCCUGGAGGAACCAUUUCCUAGUGGAGCCCCUUAUGAAGGAGUUGCGUCUCUUGAGGACUUUGUAAGUGAAGCGUUGUUUCCUUGAUGUUGUUGCAGUCGUUGCUAUGAUAUGGCAACAGCACCUAAGCGAUAAUCGCGAUAAUGAUCGCUAGACGCGUUUAAAAUGAAAGCAGUCUCUUUUCAGUCUUGAAACCAGUCAAGCUUGUUCCUCCAUUCAAGGGACACAAACUUUGCUCCCCAACGUUGUUCAUCUGAGGGCGCUUUCCAUUUGUCAGAACUGGCCGGCCGGACCAUGGCCGGACCAGUCUGUUUGAAAAUGAAACAGGCUUUUUCCAAGAGUUUUUGCUAAAAAUCCCAUUUCCUUCGUGCAUAUUAGGGACCUUAAGAUCCGACGACGGCAACAGCAACGAGAACGUCAAAAAAGCAAUAGGUUUAAUAACCAAAACAACAAUUUUGCGCGUGCAUCACGCUUUUUUGUACAAUCUUUGCCGUCGCUGCACGACUAUGACGUGAAAAUGCCUAAUUUCACGUGUUACAGAAGAAGAACACAAGCGACGACGAAAUUUCCUCUCUCUUUCUGAAUUUGAAUAUGGUUCUUUGGAAUUCAACCGACUUUAGGAGGGUUCACCUACAUUAGUGACUUGGAGUAACUGGGAUGAAGACUGAAAGAACACGAAUUCACUUUUUCAGCGACGUUUUCGCUGCCCUCACCGUCCUUGAAUCUUAAGGUCCCCACUAUUUAGGAUUUGACUGAUCUGGCUAGAUAGUUUUGAUUAAAAGGGAGAUUAUCAUUGCAACGGGAAUGGUCUGGCCGGUCAGUUCUGACAAAUGGAAAGCGUACUAGUUAUCUCUAUUGAAGGGAUCUCUCUAUUUAGGAGACACUUGUCCUGGACCCGUCGGUGUCCCCUGAAUGGAGGUUCCACAAUAUAGUCUUUGUAUCAGUUACGUCUGUUAAAGGGUCACCUAUAUUCUGGGGACUUUUGUCCAAGUUCCUCGAAUGGGGGAUCUAUUGUAGUAAAGACAGAGCAAAGCAGCCAUCCCAAACUGAGAGAAACUAGGAACAAGAAAGAUCUCAGUCUGAAAUCCUGAAAGAAGCAUGGGUUGUGAUGACUAGCUUGUGGUUCCUGAAGUGAUAAUUGGUUCCCUAAAUUAUUGGCGAAUUUGGUUGAUUUUUUCUCAGGGAACAAGAAGUGGACAGACCUCUCAGGCACUGCCGACUGUGGUCCCUACCAUCACAUCACACGAGGGGUCCCCACUGAUGUCGGACGUUCUUGAGUCAUCAACCCUCAGCAGUGCAACAUCGAAUGAAACGGAAGCUGCUCUUCCCUCAGAAUUUGAAAGGACACUGGCGGCGGCCCGAGCUACUGCAGACAGGGCAGCUGAAAUGCGUCAAAGGGAGAGGGACGUCUUGCAGGAGCUCAGUCGAGCAGCACUGGAAGAUGUGCCAUUGAGCAGCCACACCCAUUCAGAGAGGGACGCUUCCCCUAGAAGCACUCCGACUCUUCAAUCCCAGGAGCUUGUCAACAUAUCAACUCCUUCCACUCUUUCAUUAAGCGUCACAUUGUCCUCUGACCUUAGCGUGACAGCUGCUGCGUCACACACUGUGACAUCUCGUUUCUCUGAUCAUGCUCUUCAUUCAAGUUCUCAGCCACGUAGAAUUCCUUUCCCUAACGUUGGUGACACAGCCAGCGUUACAGCUACAACAUCAUUGCUUACGAAGACUUCACAGUAUCUCGGGCUUUCUCGAGAGCCUUCGUCAAACAUUCGCUCUUUCCCUGUCCUGACUUCGGGAUCCGACGUUCAAACUCGUUUCUCAGUUGUUACGCCUUCUUCAGUAUCUAGCAUUCGAGCAGUAACAGAGCCUUCUCGGGUUAAUCCAUUAACGUUUGCACCUACAAGUCUAUCAGGAGAAGCGACAGCAGUUUCACAUUCCUCUGCUUCUCAGCUGGCCAGUCCGGUUUAUUCCACCGGAUAUUUGGACUACUAUAAGCAAAAAAUAGAGGAGGAACGCCAGCUUUUUGAAGCCCAAAGAAAACGAAUCCGGCGAUACAGUGACAAGUUUAAGAGCUCCUCCUACGAAAGUCCAGGAUCUCAAACAUAUAAGGCCCCAGUGAUAUCAAGCACAAAUGCUCCACAGUCAGAGCCCCAUUUAAGCUCGCCAUUUUUAUCAAACCUGCGGGGUGAUGACGCAGGGGUGCUUGGUUUGGACCAAAACAAAGAAAAUCAAGGCUUAAUCGCAAAUUCUGUAGGGAUAAGAGGACAAGACAGAUUACGGGACAUUUCUCAGAGACUGAACACAUUAGAAAAGACACUGACCACAAAUAGCAGUUCAAUCGCGGUCACUUCAGCGAGCUAUACUUCGAAGCCUGGAUCUACAAGCGGAUGGAGCUACGGGUCCAGUACAGAGUACUUAUCGCUUCCACGUAACACUGCUGGUCGACAUUUCCUAGGUAGCGCAGGCUCAACGUUGUCUUCUUUGUCAGAGUUGACGGAAAUGAUGACGAGGUUGACAUCUACGAGUGACGAAUCUGACGAUAAAUCCCUCAGGGCCGGAGCCAGAAGUGGUCCAUUAUCCGUGAUGUCAAAAGGGCCCCUGGAUGUUGCACAUUCGCACGCCCCUAAAGAACCAAGCGCUGAAUUUUCCAGUGCUAAUGGGCCUGCUGGAAUCCUAUCAGGGUCACGUUGGACGAGGGGCUCAGAUGGAAAACCAUGGUAUGUGCUGUCACGAUCAAGCACCUUGCCUUCUGCGGGAACGUUAGGUAGGGACGCUGUACUCCCUGAGAUGGAAGAAGAGGACAAUGUUUUUCCAGAGGUCACAGGCUAUAAAAGUAAGUCCUUUUGA
This is a messenger RNA of Porites evermanni, 22685 nucleotides long. NCBI's taxonomy places the organism in Eukaryota, Metazoa, Cnidaria, Anthozoa, Scleractinia, Poritidae. The record is from the annotation of a GenBank genome assembly.